GUUAAAUUUGUAGGUGGCGUUGUGUUUGACAGGUGUCGAUGAAGACGAAGUGAUCUGCCUGGUCAAUAUUUACGAAAACAGUAAACAAUCUGGUACAAAAAUUGUAUGUACCACCUGUACACAGAUAUGCCUCUUAUUGAAGGGGUAGGAGAUGAAGUUACUGUUGUUUUUACCAUUUUUUUACUAUUUCUAAUUCUCUGUAUUGCAUGGGUGUCAACAAAUAUUCAAGAACUACCCUUCUUUAGUAUCAUUGUAAUAGACUUUACCAGAAGACAGAAUAGAAAUGCACAACAAACUAACAGUCUUGAAGCUAGUGAUAGUUCUGCCGUAAGUUCAACCUCUAGUGAGGAAUCAACAGGGGACCAGUCCAUUCAGGAGGAGACUGACAAUGCCAGUAGGUCUUCUUCUGUGGAAAGUGUAAACGAACAAGUGACUGGAGCAGAAAGUCGAAUUCCAGUUCAAACAGAUGAUGUAUCAAAGUCAAAGGACAAAAAAGAGUUAUCUAAUGAAAAUGUGGUUAUAGAGGAUUCAGGGGAAGAUGGGGUUUUAGGGGACAGAAACGAAGAUUGUGAUGACUUGCCUACAACAGAAACUGAACUGAGACGUAGGAGGGUUGCAUUCUUUUCUGAUAAAAAUCAAGUUAUAGAGACAAAAAAAGAAAGUAGUAAUCAAGAAUCAGAGCCAAAUGUUAUAAAUGACAAAAACCCAUCAAAUUCACCAAACAAUGAACUUCCAUCAAAUUUACCAAACAAUGAACUUAAUAAUAAAUCUGAGUCUAUUAGAAAUGAAACUGAAGAUUUGAUUAAUGCUGAAUUUAAUGUUACAUCUGAAUCGGAAACUAAUUCUAGUCAGAGUGAUAGAGUUCGGAUACGACUGAAAUACCUAAAUGACACUCAAAGAAAUGUAGAAGCAUCUUUAGAGGAUACAGUCGAACAGUUCAGAAGGGCACAUUUUGCAGAAGAGCUUGAAGCAGAUAAACUUGUUCGAUUCAUUUUCAAUGGUCAGGACCUAAGGAAUGAUGCUAACACACUACAAGCCUACAAUAUUGUUGACAACAGUGUAAUACAUUGUCUUAUUACUCAAGUUAAUCGCCAAAAUACAACAUCUGGUGUAGAGAACGAAGAUGAAGGAUUUGAUGUUGGCAUGCUAAUGCUUCCAUGUUUUGGAAUCAUUUUAUGCUUUAUGUGGUACCUAAGAUUUGAAUAUCGUCAAUUUUUUUCUGGGACAUCAACUGUAUGCUUAAUAGGCAUGUCUUUGCUUUAUAUAGCAGCUUUGUUGGCAAUGAUGGAGAAUAGAAGAAGAGGACACCAUCAUGUCCAUGUGGAUUGAAUUUUAUAGGAUUCUAUCUAAUGUUUCUUUUUUUUAGGGUUCUCAAAAUUGUGCUGGUGACUGGCAACUUCACAAUUUACUUCGUCUUAUUCCUGGAAAAAAAAAUUAAAAUUUUGGUUAAGUGUCACCUUCUUUUUACAAUUAAGCAAUUUUCAACAUAUAUAUUUGAGAACCCUGUUUUUUAUUUAUUUCAAUCUUGUAAUAUAUAUGCCUCAGUCAGUAUAAGAAAAGUAUGGAUUUGACAACCUCAUGAAACUUGAGUACUGAAAUAACCAAAUGAUUGUUGUUUUUUUCUCAACUUGACAGAUACUACUACUAGGUUUGUUUUCAAGUCAUCAGCUGAAAAGAUCACACCUCACAGCAAGAACAAGUUUGCCUCUUUAGUCAGAUAUUAGUCUUUCAUACUAGUUCAAAUCUGGUUUUACUCAAAUGAUAAGACAUUGUUCCUGAAUAUUUUUUUU
Mytilus californianus (California mussel) is the source of this 1790-nucleotide messenger RNA. Its product is annotated as transmembrane and ubiquitin-like domain-containing protein 1. Gene Ontology annotation, molecular function: protein binding. Lineage: Eukaryota; Metazoa; Mollusca; Bivalvia; Mytilida; Mytilidae. The transcript is spliced from 3 exons. The record is from RefSeq and is a predicted model, not a curated record. The coding region runs from base 106 to 1329 and encodes 407 amino acids.